CGCGGGGCCCGCCGAGGGACCCCCGCGGCCCAACCCCGCCGGGGCGCGGAGGUGCUGGUGGGCUCGGCCGGCGGCGACAGCGGCGGUAUUGCUGAAAUCCUAAUGAACCGACCCCACGCGAGAAAUUCACUGGGAAAAGUAUUUGUAAACGAACUGUUCAGUGCCCUGGAGCAGCUCCGCUUCGAUGAGAAGGUGCGUGUGGUGGUGUUCAAGAGCCAGGUGAAAGGUGUGUUUUGUGCAGGAGCAGACUUAAAGGAACGUGCACAGAUGGAUGAUGCAGAAGUUGGACUGUUUGUUAGAAGGCUGAGAAAUCUCAUGGAUGAAAUAGCUGCCCUGCCUGUGCCCACGAUCGCUGCCAUCGAUGGCUACGCGCUGGGAGGGGGACUAGAACUGGCCUUGGCCUGUGACCUUCGAGUGGCAGCUUCAUCAGCUAAAAUGGGCCUUAUUGAGACCACACGAGGACUUCUUCCUGGAGCAGGUGGAACCCAGCGCCUGCCCAGAUGUGUUGGAAUAGGUCUUGCAAAGGAACUCAUUUUCACUGGCAGACAGAUUGAUGGACAACAGGCCUUCUCCAUGGGCUUGGUAAAUCACUCAGUGCCACAGAACAGCGAGGGAGAUGCAGCUUACCAGAGAGCACUAGCUUUGGCUAAAGAAAUCCUUCCCCAGGCUCCAUUUGCUGUGAAAAUGGGAAAACUGGCAAUAAACAGAGGAAUGGAGGUCGACAUUGCAUCAGGGAUGGCUAUUGAGGGGAUGUGCUAUGCCCAGAAUAUUCCCACAAGAGACCGUCAGGAAGGGAUGGCUGCCUUCAGGGAGAAACGACCACCGCGCUUUAUCGGCAAAUAACACUUUCUAGCUUCCCCUUGAUUUUUGGAAAGUAAAGUAGGACUGAAGAGCACCCACUGAUUUCUUGGGGAUAAUUUUUAUGACACCAUUCUGUGCACUUAACCCCUUGCCUUGGACUGCAUUUCUGAAUACUCCACUGGAUCAUUUUUCUGUACUAAUCUUCCAAUAAAGAUUUAACUUUGUACACCUGA
Corapipo altera (White-ruffed manakin) is the source of this 1034-nucleotide messenger RNA. RefSeq names its product enoyl-CoA hydratase domain containing 2 (gene ECHDC2). The coding region runs from base 103 to 843 and encodes 246 amino acids. Gene Ontology annotation, biological process: fatty acid beta-oxidation. NCBI's taxonomy places the organism in Eukaryota, Metazoa, Chordata, Aves, Passeriformes, Pipridae. The record is from RefSeq and is a predicted model, not a curated record. Gene Ontology annotation, cellular component: mitochondrion. The transcript has 10 exons. Gene Ontology annotation, molecular function: enoyl-CoA hydratase activity.